AUGACUUGUUCUUGGACAAAACCAAAUGUGAUUGCCAUCGUUUACAUUGCCACCUUCAUGUCAAUAAUGACCUAUUCCUACCUCCUGAAUAGAAAAUUCUCUUUCACGCUUAGAGUGAAGAAGAACCUCUGCCGAGGGAUUCCCGCCACGAACACCAUGACACCCUUAAAAGAUAAUAGAACCUUUAUCAUUGCUCCAUACUUUGACAACAGAAAGAACAAUAUGACACGAGUGAUUUCUAUAGUCCACCACAAAGACGUCAAGGAACUUUACUGCUGGUUCUGCCACUCAUCCAAUGGUGAAAUAUACAUCUCCAAGGCUCAAAUAGAUGUCCAUUCUGAUAGAUUUGACUUCCCUUACGGUGCCACAGACGUGAAAUGUCUGGAACCACAAGACUGGGAACCACAUUACGUGUCAAUACAUUGGUCUCCUAAAGGAGAUAUUGACCAGCUACCACUUUUUGAAAUAAGAAACCGUGAUCCUGAAGGUUCCCUUGUUGACUUCACAGUCUGCAUCUCAACCAUGUUUGGAGAGUACAACAACGUCCUGCAGUUUGUGCAGAGCAUGGAGAUGUAUAAAAUCCUCGGGGUGGCCCGAGUGGUGAUCUACAAGAACAGCUGCAGCCCACUGAUGGAGAAAGUGCUGGAUUACUACAUUGCAGAAGGGACUGUCGAGGUAAUCCCCUGGCCCAUUGAUUCCUACCUCAAGGUCUCUUUUCACUGGCAUCACUCAAUGGAUCCCAAGGACAUUGGCUACUAUGGACAAAUUACGGCCUUAAAUGACUGCGUCUAUCGCAACAUGUACAGGAGCAGAUAUGUGUUGCUGAAUGACAUGGAUGAAAUUAUUCUGCCAGGGAAAUAUGCAGACUGGAAAACCAUGAUGCAGAACCUUCAACAGCAACAUCCAGAUGCUGGUGCUUUCCUCUUUGAGAAUCACAUCUUCCCCAAAACUGUAUUUACACCCACUGACAUGUUCAACAUCUCCUCUUGGAGCACAGUUCCUGGAGUUAAUAUACUGAGUCACGUUGUUCGGGAACCUGACAGGAAAAACGUCUUCAAUCCUCGGAAAAUUAUCAUUGAUCCAAAUAAAGUGGUUCAGACGUCCGUCCACUCUGUUCUCCAGAUGUAUGGGAAUAGCAUUGAGGUCCCGAUGGAUGUUGCUCUUAUCUAUCAUUGCCGGGUUCCUCAACAAGUAGAUCUUCCUCGAGAAUCACUCAUUAAGGACACAACACUCUGGAGAUACAAUGUGUCACUAAUUGGGAAUGUCAACAAAGUUCUCCAACAAAUAAUUUCAUAA
This is a messenger RNA of Gekko japonicus, 1296 nucleotides long. RefSeq lists its product as uncharacterized. The transcript has a single exon. The record is from RefSeq and is a predicted model, not a curated record. The coding region runs from base 1 to 1296 and encodes 431 amino acids. Lineage: Eukaryota; Metazoa; Chordata; Lepidosauria; Squamata; Gekkonidae.